AGUUCCGCCGGGCGCGGCAGCAUGGCUGGGCUCGGGCCCGCCGCGCUGCUGCUGCUGCUGGGCGCGCUGCUGCUGCCCGGCCUGCCCGCGGAGCACGUCCCCGCGCUGCUGUGGUCCACGGGCAGAUCCCAGUGGAAUCCAGACCCUGCUUUGCAUGAAGGACACAUUGUCUCAGCACAGGAGCUGGCUGUACUUCUGCAACCGGUUCUUACUCCAAAUCCCAGCAACCUUGUUUUGUUCCUUCAAGAGAGGCUUAGCAUAGACGAUUUCACGUACUACAGUGAAUCCUAUGGUAACAAGAACCCAUUUCAAAAUGUUCAGGAAAUUCUUCAGUCUUCUCCUUCAUCUUUAGUUUUGCCUGCUGUUGACUGCAAAGCUACCAGGAAUCUCUUGAACUUUCUUCAGGCAUCAGGAGAUUGGAAUUUGAAAAACUUGACAAAUCUUGAUCUCUCUCAGCUGGAAGUGAAUACAUCUAAACCAAACUUAUUUGUCAUUCAGCUACAACCACUUACCAGUGGUUUAAAUGAGAUUUCCACCCUGGAAGCAAUUGCUGAAAAUGACAAAAUAAUUGGAAGACUGAUCAGGGAUCUGCAGGAGCGAGGGAUUCAUUUUUCAGUAAUUUAUACUGCAGUGAGACCUUCAAGGAUAUCUAGAAAAACUGAUGUGACGUGGAAAUUAAGACGACAGUUAAUGGCUACUGAGGAAGAAGACAGUUUAUCAUAUCCACCUCUGAAUGUGACCACUGGAAAUGAUACGUGCAUCCUUUUCUAUGCCAGUAAUUUCAGCCUCGUUGCCAAUGGUUCAGUUUUAAUAGAAUUGACAGAUGCGACAUUUGUUAACCGCAGUGUGGAUGUUUCUUCCUCUGUGUGCUCAGACACCAACACAACACUGUCAUUAAAAUACACAAAGCCAGUGAAUGGAAUCAACAGCCUAGAGAUAAGGUUUUUAAUGACCAAUAUGUUCUAUGGAGGCUCAGCUAGAAAUUGGUUCACUUUGGAUUCAGUUGAGAUUGUACAAGAUGAAGAAAAACUUGCUAAGUAUAAUGUAUCUGUCAUCUCUGCUCCUGCAGAGUACUCAUUUCAUUGUCAGCUGGUGGGAACAAGUAGUCUCUAUCUGGCAAGGCUGAUUCCAUCCAACUUUGAAGCAAUCAACUGGGAUGUUUUCAUUUCCAGGUUCCAAGCUCUAAGAUUAAGUCCCACAGUUUCUGAGAAGCAAUACAGCAGUACAUACCAUUGUUGCGAAGGUUCCUCCUGAUGGUGGUGUUUUAUGGAAAGGCUUGAAAAUGUCUGAGUCCAUGCAACUGGACCUUGUCUAGUCAAAUCCUCGAAGUGCAAAGCACUUUGACAUCACUAGUCUGUGACCUGUGAGAAUUGUUGGGCUGUGAAAAUACAAAGGGUCCACUUACAACAACAACAAUCUGUCUUUUCCUAGAACUUCUAAAUGAAUUGAUACUGCUACCUUCUCAAAGCCUAAUGAGAGAUCUUGUUCCAUCUUUAGGAGGCAUCCUUUCAGUCUAGUUUUAAGAAGAGGAGCAGUAGUAGGUUACCCACCUUCUUCUUCACUCCUGUGGAGCAACAGCUGCUUCCGCUGUUCAGACAACAGAACUUUCCUUUGGAAGAAGGCCUUUUUCUCUAAUCAAGUCUUUGGUGUUAAAAACAGCCUGGAAAGUCUUAUUCUGAGCGGUUUUGUUAUAUGAUUCUCCGUCAAGCCAGAAUGUCACCAUUUUUGACCACUUUCUGAGUUCUGUGUAAACUAGAUCAUACUUUCCCAGUUAUCGUCUACUGAUGUGUAAAGAAGUCUGAAUGGUAUCACUAUUGGUCUUUGUCCAAGAAUGAGAUUAGCUAACUUCCAAGCUGUGUUACAAGAUGAAAAAAAGCACGUGGGAUGUGCUUAGUGAUUGCAGCCAGCACAGAAUCUGCUUACUGACACUGGUGAACAUGAUUUUCAUUGUCAGUGUUAUGCAGUGAAUCAGAAAUCAGGAGCCAGUGCCAAUCUAGCUGGUACAAUUGCACUUUAAUACUUUGGAUGAUCAAAAUAGUAUCACCAUACUAAAGAGGUUAUGGCACCUGCACAGUGAAGGCUUCCAUAGUAUGUUCCAGGACCAGGGUGAAAUGAUGCAGACAUCGCUUUAGUUCUGGCACUAGCUUGAUUACUGCCUUGUAAAGAACCUCAGUAGGAUACUGUUCAGACAAAGCCUUGGCCUACAGCGUCACCACUCACAGAUGUAAACUGUACUAAUAUCACUGUUAUGGUUUUUUUUUUUUGUGGCAAGAAAGGUUAUUCUGGCAUUAUAAAUCUUAUCUUUUUGAGGGACUCUAGGGUUUUCUAAGAAAUUAAAGAGGAAGCAACCACCAAGUACUGCUUUCCUUUACUAUGUGUCAUACUGGUUUUCAAACCACUUUGCUCUUAACAGAAACUGCCAAAAACAUUAAAGGUACUAAUUUUAGGAUUCUUUAUGGCUGAAAUAUUACUAUAUGUUCAAAAAAUAGAUGUCCAGUGUACAUUUAAGAUCAGUGAAAACAAGAGAUUUUACUUGAAGGCUUUGUCAGGGGCCAGAUGGUAAGAAGACUCAAUUCAGGACAAAUAAUUGAAAACAUGUUCAGUAAAUGCUUGCUAGUAUGGACAAGACAAAUAAUGCUAGUCCAAACAGUAAAACCAAAACUUCCACAGGAAGUGAGUCUUGGAUCCUGUAUGCUGUAUUUUGCAUUCAUAAAAAUUAGAGAAAUUUAAGUAUUUUUAAUUUCCUCAUGGUAGAAAUGCUGCUAGUAAUGACAUUUUUAUUGCCUAGUUGCGAUGUAACACACCCACAGGAAUGAUAAAGCUUCAGAAAAGCAAUAAAAGAAUCCCGCAUAUAAUUCUUCUUGAAAGUAGAUAUCACAUCUUAAGAAUGUACAAUUAAAGCUUUCAUCUCAGAGGUUCAAUAAGCAUAAUCAUUCUUAAAAAAAAGCACCAAAAAAAACCCACAAAGAACCAUCACCAAUAGGAUCGACAAAAUAAAAUACAGUAUUUCUGGCUCUAAACUAGAAGUGGUAAUGUCUUGCUAAAGCAAA
Molecule: messenger RNA, 3050 nt
Organism: Gallus gallus (chicken)
Lineage: Eukaryota; Metazoa; Chordata; Aves; Galliformes; Phasianidae
Gene: ATP6AP1
Product: ATPase H+ transporting accessory protein 1
Exons: 10
Coding region: 22-1254 (410 amino acids)
Cellular component (GO): proton-transporting V-type ATPase complex
Source: RefSeq, a predicted model, not a curated record